CCUGUUGCUCUAAACAUUAAAAUGAUUAUUUCAUUUUCUGUUCCUCACUUCUGAUUACCUUUAAUAGUGACUGUUUGUUGCAACCACCAGGUACAAAAACUAACUUGUUUUUAUUUGACUAUUUUUCUGUCUUUUCUGUUUAUUAUCUUCCUGCAUCUCCUCUCAAUCCUAAAGAAAAACUGCUACCUGGGUUCAUAUAUAUUCACCUUAUGAGUUACCUUUGAACUGCAGUUCUAAAAGAUCUAUCGACCGCAAAAACAGCGGAGUGCGCGCCGGCCGCAUCACCGGAGGACAAAACAGGUGAUGCGCCCCGCUCCACAGCAGCAAAACGUAUCAGACACAAAUAAAAGACAGAAAACAUAAAAGGAAAUGAGCCGACAUGAACGAUCUUGUUUUAAAUUAGUUUUUGAGGUGGCGACAACUAAUUUGAUAAUGUUACUGUUCAGGACGCAGAUGUCUGGAGUGCAUCAACAAUCAGAGCUUUGCAUGCACACGCUGGUUAAGGUUAGGAUGGGGGUGAGGGGAAGGUUAAAUUGCAAGAGGGUAAACGUCACAAUUUGGUUAAAUGUCCGUUUUACAGCGGGCGUCAGAUACCGACGCGCAGGGGCUCGUCACCUGCUCUCUUUUCCGAGGACUGCAUCUUGUCGGUCAUUAUCACGUGACAGCGACUAGUCUAUGACAGGCAUAACAAGUCACUACAGAGCAGUGAAGUCGACUAGUUCAAACAAACCCCUAUCGUUUCGUCUCCCCUGUGUUAAAAACAUUGUAUCUUAUUAUGAUAUUGUAUCACCAGAUUCUUGUCUAUACCCCUAGAAAGGACCCAAUGACAUGAAUGUCACUAACUGAAGUAUACAAUAAUCUUUAUUAUCAGAACAACAUCAUAGCAACACAGUCAGUACAGUAUUUUACUCUUUGCAACAAAUAAAGCAAAUGCAUAUUAGUAGUCCUUUAUUUGUUUGUUUCAAAACCCCUGAUAGGGUCCCAGCCUAAACUUGUGGAACUACAGUAGUAGUCAAAUGGCAAAAGCCACGAUUAAAAACAAAUGCUUUUCAAAUAGCAUUAAUGUCUCAACAUGUUAUCAAGUUCAGCAUCCAUUUAAAUCUGGUGUUGAAUCAAGGAAGACGUACAAGACAAUGGAUGAACAGUAUUGGGAAAUGGAGGUUUGUGCGUCUUUCAUCAGUGAUCAUCAUGGCCUUCUAGAGGUUUCAUAUUCUCAGCAGGUUCCAAGAUAACACCUAUAGUCUACAGAUGACAUUAGAACAAGGAAUUAGUAGGAAUAUUCAGUACAUAAUUCUACAUGUGACACGAUUGGUUCACUGAAGACACAAAUCAGCAAUGGUGAAUCCCUUAAGUUCAACUGAAUAAAAUUGCAAUAUUGGUAUUAUCAAAUGUCGCAGUAUUUAUAUCUGUUGUGAUGAACCCACAUUUUUCUGAGUCCUCUUUCUCCUUUUAUACAAUGAUGCUGUCACGCUCCACAACUUUCAGCAUAUCAGCUAUUCUUGAAUCUAACCUUGUAGUCGACCAUGUUUAGCAAUCUGAGCAGUUCUUUGCGAUUUUGGUCUUACGCCAGUUGGGAUGUCGUGAUAAUGGAUUAUCCCGCAAUCAUCUCAUCCAGCAGUCUAAUCUAGAUCUGACAAACGCAAGGAAUGCAUGAAUAAAUUCGAAUUUGAGAGAAGAAAAAUCCGUAUUACUGUUUUUUUUUAAUCUAAAAUAUAAAGUUUAUCUUUUUUAGGUUUUUCUAGUAAAAAGUGAAUUUACCACUGAGCAGAUUGGUCUUAAUUUUGUGUUCUGUGAACCAAGUUCUAAUCCUCAUGAUCACGGAGCGGUUUUGUUUUAGUGCUGGCAUAUGGGUUUGAGUUGUGAUAAAGAGCAAGGUAAUGUGUGGUUCGUCCUUUUAUCUAGCUAGAGGCAGGUGUGUGUGCACGUUUUUUUGUUGACUAGACUGCGUCUUGUGGAUCAAGUUCUUUUUGACCUAUUCUUGACCCCCACAUAGCAGGACCUCCCUGAUCGUUUACCGACGGCCCCCCUCCUGGGCUGCUUCCUGGUUUCAGUUGUCUGUUUACACACAUUCAGACUCACAGGCUUCUUCAUGCUUUAACUGGGUUGUAGAAGUGAAGUCGAUUUCCACCAACAUUUUCAGAAACUGAAUUUCUAGCUUCCCUCUGUCUGGACUCCAUUCAGCCGUUUCACACUUAAGAAAUAAAUUAUUAUUCCGUUUUCACAUGUCUGCAGACAGGGCGAAGCAGUAAAGGAAGUUUGUCUCAUCCGUGCAGCAAUGAUUGUUUUAACAUUGAUCCAUGUCCGUGAUGCAGCAGCUGGUGAAAUGAGGGAAGAAGUGUUAGCUCUGAAAGGUUUUUAGAGUUAACACACUGGCUGCUAACAGUGACUUAGCCACAUGUGUGGUCAUGCUGAACUGUUCUUUUUUUCUUCAAAAGAGCAUGUAAUGGGGGGAAAGAAGAAUAACAAAAGCCCAUUUUUGAGGCUACAUGCUUCCCAUGUGUUUUGCCCUUGUUCUGCCAUCAAUACUUUUUGAAAACAUCCCAAGAUGCACGUGAAUCCUUAACCCAACUUUUCACCGCAUGCAUAAGUGACUCGUAAUGUAAUAUACGGUACACAUUUUCCUCAUGACCCUAGCAGUGCUUCCGUUCUCCACCAGGAGCAUAUCUACUGUGCAUUGGCAGUGAACUCUGCUCAUGCAAACACACAAAGUCACCAGAGAAUUGCAGGACUGAGUGUGAUUUACCCAGAUCAGGUGAUAAAUUUAGAUUUUUUUUUAAUGGUCAAGCAAAAAGAAAUCUGAAAUCUUUAUUAUCAAAAUUGUCGGAUGCUUUUUAUUACUCCUAUUUGUUGUUUCCUGUCUGUUCCUAUCUGAAGUAAUGAGCUUGACGUGAUCGUAGAAAUAAAAUAAAGGCCGGAAACAUAAAUUUGUAACUUUACAUUGACGUGCCGCUCCACGUCUGGUGGAAACGCACCAGCCAUAACGACAGCUAUUAGUUGCGUAUUACUCUUCGCUGACAUUAUGCAUCAAUCACGCAUACGAUGGAAAGCCGUGGUUGGAGAGGAAAUGUGCGUCAUGUAGAAUGCAUGGCAGAGUUAAGAAUGCUUCAUGCAAAAUGCAAUGAGUAAAAAUAUUUGCAGUGCUUUUAUGUUAAUAUUGUUUUUGUUUAAACAGGAAUUUGGUCAAUUAAACAGCUCUACGUUUACUUAAAGUUGCGUUUUUUUUGUUUUUUUUUUUUUUUUACUGCAGAAAUAUGAGUAGGUCGGUUCUGUUGCAACUCCAAACUGAGGUAGUUAUUUAGUGAGACAAUAGUUGUCACUUCCUCUCUGAACUAUACCUUUGGGCUGAAAUUGGGAACAAAAUCUUGAAGUAGCAACACAAAAAUGUGAUUUCUAUCGUUCUCUAUCAAGUCUUCAAAUACUUGGUCUAAGCAAAACUGUGAAAUCACUAAAACCCACCAUCCUUAGAGCAGCCAUCCCUCCCUCUUUAUCCUCAUCCUUAGCUUCCUCUCAUCCCUGUUCUGCGGUCCGUCGCUCCGUUGGCCAAUGGAAGACAUCGCUGCUCAUGUUGGCCGCGUGGAGUGAGAGGAAAAGAUGCUCAUGGCCUUUCCUCUGCUGACAGCAGCUCUUUACAAGGCUGAGUAUGUUUUCAAGGAGAGCUUUAGGGUGAGUGAGUGUGUGUGAGACUCAGACAUGGGUGUGCGCAACUGCUCUGCAUUGUGGUAUAAUCCUAAUGUUGGCAUUCCAGUGGCUAGUCCAUGGACACGACCACUAAGAAGAAUGAGAUGCCACAAAUACUUUGUUUUUGCCACUUGAAAAACUUAAGUCCUGACAAACAUGUGAGCAAAUGUUGUACUUGACCUCGGUGUUGUCACACUUUCCAAUGAUGAUGAGUGUGUUUGUUUUGGAGGCUAAAAUCUGUCUGGACAAAACAGCGGGGGUCAAACGAGACUGCAUUUCCAACCACUGCUGCAUCAGCAUUUGGCACACGUCUGCGAUGCAACCUGUCUACAGCGUGAUUCACCGUUUCUGACUGGCUGCUAAUCACAGAGGAGCGUUCGAGCAUAUCGUCAUGUAGGUUCAAGGUUAGAUGUGCGCAUGAAAAGUGGACAAUUUGGAGCCAUGCAAAUUUUCACACACACCCUGUCGUUUUGGAGGAACUGGUGGUUUAGGGCACUGGAGCAGAGACGCUUCCUGAUCAGCUUCAGAACUGAAUCCUCCCCCUCUACAAGAGUCUGCAUCAUCCUGUGCAACAUCGUGUGACGGGCCAGGUAAUGGCUCUGAAGAUGAACAUCUCAGUCAGUAACAGAGCCAACAUGCUCAGGGAGGUCCAGCUCAUGAACAGGCUGUCACACCCCAACAUACUCGGGUUUAUAGGAGUGUGUGUCCAUGAGGGACAACUCCACGCUCUCACAGAGUACAUUAACGGUGGUAACUUGGAGCAGUUGCUGAGCAGUGAAUUGUACCUGUCGUGGAGCGUGCGGCUCAGCCUGGCUCUGGACAUUGCGCGGGGACUGAAGUACCUGCACAGCAAGGGCAUCUUCCACAGGGACCUCACCUCCAAGAACUGCCUGGUGCGCUGGGACAGCGGCGUGUGUUCAGCCGUGGUGGGAGACUUUGGCCUUGCUGAGAAGAUCCCAGAUUACAGUGAGGAAGAAGCCCAAGAGCCUCUGGCUGUUGUGGGCUCCCCCUACUGGAUGGCUCCGGAGGUGCUCAGAGGAGAGGUGUAUAACGAGAAGGUUGACGUCUUUGCAUAUGGGAUCAUCUUGUGUGAGAUCAUUGCGAGGAUACAGGCCGACCCAGACAUCUUGCCACGAACUGCGGACUUUGGUCUGGAUGUUGAGGCUUUCCAGCUGAUGGUGGAGGACUGCCCACCUGACUUCCUGGAUUUGGCCAUUUCUUGCUGUAAUAUGAAUGCAAAUCUCCGUCCAUCUUUCUCCCAAAUCGUAGCCGUGCUGGAGAAGAAUAAAGCUGAGCGAAAGCAGAGGGAUGAACCCCUGAUUGAUGCUGCAUCUCCAGCUGCCAGGCCUCUACGAAGGCGGUCUCUCAACCUGAUGUCAGAUCCUCACCUCUCCCGCAGCAAGUCCGACAUGUUGCAUUCUACGGACGCGCCCUCUUGUGUUACCAUGGCUACUCCUGCUCGAGUCAACCCCUUCUCUCAGCGGGAGGACCUUAAAGGCGGGAAAAUCAAGCUUUUCGACACUCCCAGCAAGUCGGUCAUCUCCCUGACCUUCGCCUUGCCUCCUCCACCAGACUGUAACGAUGUUCCAGUAUCUGAAGAUGAUGUGGACGAAAUGCCCAGGAGGCACAGGCGCUGCCACUCACUGCCCUGUACGCCUCCUCCACACCUCAUGGCGGCUCCGAAAUUCGUGCUCACCGAGGAGGGGUCGACGUCUGACACGGACAAUGUGUGUGUGUGUUCCAGUGACAGGAACAAAGCAAGUGAGGAGGACCGUCUGUUAGGAGGUGAAAGUGAGUCUUGUCUGGCAGGCGAUUCAGGUCUUCCGUUGUCUACUGAACCCUUGUCGAUGGACUUCCUGGACCACGAGCAGCAGGAGGAGGUGAGGGAGGAACCCAUGGACUUCACUAGCUCUCCUGAUUCUCAGGACAUCUCAUCUCCGGACUCCAAACGACCUCCUCCUCCUGCCCUCUCCUCAACUCCCUUUCAACCUUCCACCCCUCCCUUCUCUAAUGGCUGGGGGUCAGCCAUAUCCAACGGACCUCCAUGUCUGCCUCCCCUCUCGAGUUUGGACAACCAAAACGUGGUCAUUAGUCGACCGUUAGGCUGGAGCGAUGAUAACACUCCUUUAACCAACAACAAUGGCUACCACACCCCUCCCAGCGACCCUGCUGGCUCAUCUCCCUUUGUUUCUGGCAGUGGACACUCCCUGGACCAGGAGGAGGUCAUCUCUUGCCCCGGCUGCUGCUUGGCUGGACUUCGCUUCCCCUCGGUGUGUCUCAGAGCUCCACCGCGCAGAAACCCCUACAAAAACUUGAACGGGGACCAUGUGGCCUCUCGUGGGCUGCUCUGUUCAGGACUCAAGGGCCUCCCAUCGUCAUCCCCUCCCACAACCACCAACACCAGCCUGGAGCCUGGACUCGCCUUGCCUGGGGCGCAGACAUAACCCUUCAACACCAAAUGAGCAAGCUUUACCUAAAGCUCUUCCCUGGAAUCUAAGCGGGUCUUCUUAGAAUUUGCACAGAUUUUUAUGCAGCAAUACUCGUCUUAUUUUCCAGACACUUUCUUUUUGUUGCACAGGAGACUUCGAGUGUCUAUGUGGGUUCACUGAAAUACUGUCCAGACUUUAGACUCCCUCCAAGAAAGAUGUGGGACAUGACCUUUUGGUGGUGGCGCCCUCUGCUGGACAGAGGGCGCCACCACUGGGGACAUCUGAUUUGACUGGUUGUGUCCAGAACUGAUCAGCAUGCGAACGCUCCAGUUUUGAUCCGAGUCAGCUGGUCGUGUACCAGUAAAAGCUGUAAAGAUUAUUUAUGAAAGCUGAUCAUGGUAAUGCUGAAACAAGGAAUGUUAAGCUUAGUAUUAAUACUGCUGCAAGGAUUUGUUUUUGUUUGUUGUUUGGUGUUGCUUCUGAAUGAACAGGCAGUUUUGCUUUAAUGUCUUAAUUAACAAGAGCUGUAUGGUGCAGAGCUGUGUGCGUGCGUGCGUCUUUCACCAUUCUUACGACUAUUUUUGUUGCUGUAUGAUCUUCGUUGGCCGUUCUGGUUGCCUGUUUAAGCUCUUCAACUGUAUUAUUGUAUAAAGGAAACUUAUUAUAUUUGGAAAUGAAUGGUCACAGACCUGCUUGAGAUGUACAGAUUCUUAUUUAAAGAUGGAAUUGAAUAAAGAUAGAAUGCACUA
Molecule: messenger RNA, 6856 nt
Organism: Nothobranchius furzeri (turquoise killifish)
Lineage: Eukaryota; Metazoa; Chordata; Actinopteri; Cyprinodontiformes; Nothobranchiidae
Gene: tesk1b
Product: testis associated actin remodelling kinase 1b
Biological process (GO): actin cytoskeleton organization; protein phosphorylation; positive regulation of stress fiber assembly
Cellular component (GO): cytoplasm; nucleus
Molecular function (GO): ATP binding; protein serine/threonine kinase activity
Source: RefSeq, a predicted model, not a curated record